Messenger RNA from Rhincodon typus (whale shark), 4787 nucleotides. RefSeq names its product BicC family RNA binding protein 1b (gene bicc1b). Gene Ontology annotation, cellular component: cytoplasm. NCBI's taxonomy places the organism in Eukaryota, Metazoa, Chordata, Chondrichthyes, Orectolobiformes, Rhincodontidae. The record is from RefSeq and is a predicted model, not a curated record. Bases 1 to 1536 code for a protein of 511 amino acids. Gene Ontology annotation, molecular function: protein binding; RNA binding. The transcript has 11 exons.
AUGCCAAGCUGGAACAAAGAGCUGAAUCCAGAGGGAUUCCAGCAGAUUUUAAACUUGUCACGUUGCCUUAAAUUGAAAAGGGGCAGUGGCUUGCUGUUUUUCUUCACCGGCUGCAAUGGGUUUGAUUGUGUGACCGUCGCUGCUGCUACUGCCAUGUUACUGAGAAAGGUCUCCAUAGCAGGACAGCCAUCGGGUGUAGAAGCUGCCAGAGGUCGUAUCAGAGAGCUGCUCCCUCUGGUGAUGAUGUUCGAUCUGCCUAUUGCAGGCAUUUUGCAGCCAAUUCCGGACCCCAACUCGCCCACAAUCCAGCACCUAUCCCAAACCUAUAACAUCUCCAUAUCCUUCAAACAGAGGUCACGUAUGUAUGGUGCCACAGUCAUUAUUCGAGGGUCCCAAAGCAAUGCUGCAGCAGUCAAGGAAGGGACUGCCAUGCUGUUGGAACAUCUUGCUGGUGGUCUGGGCAGCGCCAUUCCUGUCAGCACCCAACUAGACAUUGCACCUCAACACCAUCUCUUCAUGAUGGGUCGCAACGGCAAUAAUAUUAAGCACAUAAUGCAGCGAGCUGGAGCCCAGAUCCACUUCCCUGACCCCAGCAGCCCCCAGAAGAAGUCCACAGUCUACCUCCAGGGCACCAUCGAGUCUGUCUGUCUAGCUAGACAAUACCUCAUGGGUUGUCUCCCUCUUGUGUUGAUGUUUGAUAUGAAGGAGGAGAUUGAGGUUGAACCACAGCAGAUCACUCAAUUGAUGGAGCAGCUGGAUGUCUUCAUUAGCAUCAAGCCAAAGCCCAAACAGCCCAGCAAGUCAGUGAUUGUGAAAAGUGUGGAAAGGAAUGCAGCAAAUAUGUAUGAAGCAAGGAAGUGUCUACUGGGUUUGGAAAACAGUGGUGUUACAAUGACAACGAGUGCACCCUCAGCACAUACAUGUCCCAUAGGACUAUCCUGUCAUGGACUUGACAUCCUUGCUUCAGCUGGACUUGGCCUUGCUGGAUUAGGUAUGCAGUCAUCGUCACCAGUGUCGCUUUCACGAUCGAACAGUCGGGAGUAUAUUGGGGACGGCAGUGAUUCCGAUAACUGGAGAGAUCGGAAUGGUUCUCACAGUGAAUUCCCAUCUUCCAUCAACAGCCCUAAGCAAAAAAAUAACCCAUCUGAGCACUACUUAACCAGCAGUAACUAUAUGGACUGCAUCUCCUCUCUGAUGGGGAGCAAUGGCUGCACUCUGAAUAACUCCUUCAAAGGUUCAGAGCUGCCAGAACUCUUCAGUAAACUCGGGUUAGGCAAAUACACAGAUAUCUUCCAGCAGCAAGAGAUUGACCUUCAGACGUUCCUCACGCUGACUGACCAGGACUUAAAGGAGCUCGGAAUUUCCACGUUUGGUGCCAGGAGGAAAAUGCUGCUUGCAAUUUCAGAAUUGAACAAAAACUGUCAAAAACCCUUUGAGCCUCCAAGUAUUCGCUCAGCAUUUCUAGAAGGUGGAGCAAGUGGUCGUUUGCCACGGCAAUAUCACUCCGACAUAGCCAGCAUCAGUGGUCGCUGGUAGCAGUGAACUGGAAUUUACUCGGCCGUAGCUGGCAUGGAGAAACAGCUGAUGGAAGCUAGCACAGACUUUCGUGCCACAUUAACCCUGUGGAAAGCAUUUACUGCACAGAGCCCUCGCUGUUUCCAGAGUUUGGAUUACAAGGACCAAAGCUGUCUUGAUUUCAUGCAAACAAUUGUGCCAAAAAUGAAGAGAAAAAUGGACCUAUCCAUGCCAUUCCAUAGUUGCCUUUUGCUGUUUCACCAAAUAUGGUACUGAAUCUAUAUGCAGAUCAGAGAACAACAAGACCAUUAACACUAGUUUUCUUGCUUAAUUUUAUUUAUUAGCAAACAAAAACUUAAAUGAUGCACUGAAAUGUUAGUUUCUAUGGCAGAAUUAAACUCGCACCACUAACCCAUGUGCAUCAUGUGUAUAGUUUGUACUGAGAGGGGAAGAUGUGUUGUACUGCUGAGUAAAGAGACUUAAAUGUAAUUGCCUCUGCACUUUACAUGUCCUGGUUUCCUAGACCUGUGGAAAUGUGUUUGUGUUCUCUCUGAUCUUCAUAUAUAAUAAAUCUGUUGUCACCAGCGCUGAGGAAGUAUUGCGGGCAUUUAAUGAGAGUUGAGUGAAACCAGCAUCGUUAGAGAUUUAUUAGGUUCCAUGAUCUGAAUUAUCGUACAACAAGGCCUGGGACCCCAGUCACCAAACAGCCAUGUUCCCCCAGAAACAGUGUUGAUGCUCAGUGAUUAAACAUGUUCGCAUUUUACUGCCAUCUUAAACGCGUUUACAGUAUUCAGAAUGCUGGUUUUGCUUCUGUAAAAUGCCUGUAAAAACAUGACUUUUAAGACGUGUGUUUCACUCAGUUCUUUCAUAGAGUUUAUGACAGAAACAAGCAAUUUGGCCCAACUGAUGAUAAUGGUUAAUGCUCCACCAAGCCACCUCCCAUGCUCUCCAUCCAACUGUAUCAGCAUAACCUUCAAUUUCUUUUGUCCUCUUAUGUUUAUCCAGCUUCUCUAUGAUUUUGCUAUUCAGCUCAUCUACUGCUCAUGGUAAUAGGUUUCACACACUUGCCAGUUUUUUAUUUAGGUAAAUACCCUUCUUUGUGAAUUCCCCCUGUUGGAUUCAUUUGAUCCGAUAUUUAUUCACAACUCAAGACCUUGCCAAUGACUGGAACCCCGAGCAGCAUGGAACCGUUUCAAUGGCAUCAUGUUUUCAGAGGGCAUCAUUACAAGUGCGUGCGCGUGACGGCUCAAGGUUGCCAUUUUGUCAGCCUUCUGCAUUAGGCAACGUAGAACCCAAAGAUGAACACCUUGCUUUUAAGAAGCCUUCCCUGUGCAAAUUAUGCUGGCAAUGAGCUGAUGAUAUGACCAGCUGACGUUGGCAAAACUUCCACCUUCAUUUUCUUUUAAAACGUUUUCUUUAAAAAUACAAACAAAGAUAGUAUGUCGGUUUGUACUUGGCACAGGGGAAGUCUGAAGCUGAAACAGAUGGUUCGGAAUAGCCCACAUGUUUAUCUGGAAAGUUCUGUUGCUGUUCAGUUUUGAAUGUCAUGCUUAAUACCACUUGAAAGUAUUUUUCUUUGUGGUUUCCUUGCUCUGCUGUUGGACCAUAUGAAUGGAGAUGCAUUGAAAUAGCCUCUCUGGUAUAUUCAGCCUCCUGUGUUGUGAAAUAUUCACUCCUGAUAAAGAUACCAAGGUGGUCAGCAGAAGACAAAUCACCUCGAACUGUGGUGACAAAAGCUAAUCCGGAAGACGAUGCUGGCACUGUAUCAACUUUUUUUUUUAAUAUAUGUGACGACCUUUGCCCCCAUCAGAAAGGAAUUCAUUUGAGAGGAAUCAUUGAUUCCACCGUACAGUCCAGCAUGGGGCCAUUAUUCUACUUGUCAUUAUCCUUCACCUUGGAGGACUAGACAAUCCUCAGCUGCCCACUUGUCCCUGAAAUCUCCACAGAUGAUGCUUUGUACUGAGGUGGGGAAGUGAUGAUGACAGGAGUGCAACCCAUUUCCGUUUUCCUCACCAUCUCCUCCACCUCCCCUCCUCAUGACCCCAACUGAAGACAGCACCCUCUCAAUUCUACAGCCACCUGGCAAAGGAGGUACCUAUGUCCCACACCAGAGACGGAGAAAGAAGGCCAUCAAUUCUCAAACUCAUCGGUUUUCAAACUGAAGAUGACAAUUUCCUCGUUGCUCUCUUCUUUCCUGUGACUAUCUUCAGUGCUCCUCAUGUCAGUAACACCCUGUAACUUUGGUGAGUCCAUACACAAUACUAAUUUCUUCUGCUCUUUUUCUAACAUUGAAAGCUUCUCUCCUAAUUUUAGUUUUGCACUGACUGUUGUCUCCUGAUACAGUUAACAAGCCCAAGGAGUCUCUAAUUAAGUGUUUCCAUUGUUUACGCUCAAUCUGUGAAGGGUUUUAGCUGAAAUGAAGGAAAUCUCAAAGUGCCUACCUUUCCAAUUGUCUGAGUCUGUUGUUGUCCAUGUCGACAGUGAACUGUUCUGCCGGCUGUGACAAAACAGGCUGAACUAUAAAGUCUCUGAACAAUGCUAAUCCAGUCAGACUUUAAAGACUGAAACCGCUAUUUGAAGUGUUCUGUGUAGCCAGUUUUGGGUAAACACCAUUCUUUUUGCUGCAUGAGUCAAGUUAAUGAUAAAGAAAUACGUGAAUAGUUUAAUAGUGUUUUCUAUUUGCAAUGGCAAUUGUAUGUUCUGUGUAGAUAAUUGUUCGAUUAAUCACAAACAAAUUUGCACACUCAAAGAGGGGAGAGGCUAUGUUUUGUCACUUUUAUAUAUAAAAUGUAGUUCUGUGAUUUGUUUUUUUUCUCAAUUGUUAGUCACAAAGAGGAAAUCCAUCUUUUGUGAAUCCCUCUAAAAUAAUCAGCGAUAUAUGUGUGUGUACACCAAAGUGAAGGCUGUUCAGUUUAUAGAAGCUAAACUGAAAGAAUAUUCUGUACAAAACACUGGAAGAAUACUCAUUUUAUCUCAAAUUUGAGGAGGUGCCAUGCUAACGUUGUGUAAACUAACCAAGGUCCGAUGUCUAUCGAAUGGACAAAGCUGUUGAUUGCCGGCUUAAGUUGAAGGCUAAAGAAAAACUCAGUGCCUUGAAUGAUGAUUUAUCUGUAAAUAUAGAAGAGAUGUUUAUUUUCAGUGUGGGGGAGAUGUGGGCUUGAUUACUUUUUAUGAUUUUCAUUUAAAAUGAUAUUGUUUAUGGAUAAGCUUUAACAAAAGGGAAUUUUCAACACAAUUUUAUGUUGUAUUAAAAGAUAAUUUUCUAUAACUUU